This is a messenger RNA of Seriola aureovittata, 9181 nucleotides long. Its product is annotated as solute carrier family 45 member 4. The coding region runs from base 1351 to 4020 and encodes 889 amino acids. The record is from RefSeq and is a predicted model, not a curated record. Gene Ontology annotation, biological process: transmembrane transport. Lineage: Eukaryota; Metazoa; Chordata; Actinopteri; Carangiformes; Carangidae. Gene Ontology annotation, molecular function: sucrose:proton symporter activity. The transcript has 16 exons. Gene Ontology annotation, cellular component: membrane.
UAAAGGCGUAUUUAAAGCCCUGGCUUCAGUUGCAGGAGCAGCGGAGGACCUAUGCAACAAAAGCCGCCGCUCAGUCCGAGCGCUCAGCGGACAAAAACACGGAGCCUGCGGCUGACACAACCCGGCGAGGUACGACUUCAGGGCUUAAGAUUGCAGCCUGGACCAAACAACAACGUCUCAGCGACAUUUAUGAAGCUUUCAAGGCCUUUUGAUUAAUCAGCCAAUCGAUGGGGAUUUUCAGAGGAGCUCCGCCUACCGUCGCUGCCUGCCCUCCUCCUCCUCCUCCCCCCUGCCCCCGUGCCCCCACCCACUCCGUCAUCCAGCCUUCCAUCCAGCCCUCUAUACACAAAAUGACUCUGGAACUCACCGAAUGGUCUUCUAUAUGGAUUUUUACUGCUUAUAAUAGACAGUAAAAAAAAAAAAGAAACAAAAAAAAGAGGGAGAAACCUCAAUGACAAAAAAGCCAUAAACACACACACACACCACACACACACACACAUACACACACACACACACACACACACACACAUACAGACACACUCACAAACAUACCACUCGCACACAUAAACAGGCAUGUAAACACUGACAUAUCAACGUACCAAAUAAAGCUGACAGAGUAUUCCAGGCCGGAUCUCACACACCUGACAAACACACACAAAGAAGCAAACGCACUAACUCACUCUUGGAAUGUACCGCACAAUCUUCCUGUGAAAAUUCAACUGCUUCCUUUACUUUUGGGAUUUUCUACAAGCAUUUGGAAAGCUGAUUUUGUUUUGUUUUGUUUUUUUCCCACACUCGGGGCUGAGAAAACAAGGCGUCGAGAAGAGGAUUAAAACCGUGCUGAAUUUGAAGCUGCAGUGUUUUUGGACAAGUACGGACAACUUGUUUAGCGGACAAAUUGUUUCUGAUUGACUUUUUUUUUCUACUACUCUGCCGAUCUGGAAAUUGAGAUUUAUGCUUGAUCUAUAGAUUGUAGAUCAGUUUUUCUUGUGUCCACAGCCUUUUUAAUUUUAGCAGGACCCAGUUUUAGAGACAUUUUAUUACCUCGUGUGCUGGGACACUUUUUGUUUUUAUUUAGUGGUAUUAGCACUCCAUCACUUCUUGAACACCUUUAAAAGAUACUUUUUUUCUUCUAAAGCAGUAAUAGUUGUAUCCUGUAGGUUGUAAAGAUUGUAAUUAAAUUACUUCUAGGAAGUCACUACUAGUUUUUAAAGUAACUGCAAGUAACUUGAUAAGAGUAAUUUGUGGAAGCAGGGAAGUAGUACUGUUUUUUUUUUCGGUAGCUACAGGUAAUUGUUCUCAGAUUUGUCAGUGUGUUAGCAGGGGCACGCUUGUUUUCUUGUUGCGUGCAUGCCCUCCACCAUGCCUCCCCAGAACACGGAGGCUGACGCUAUGCAGGUCGGAUCUCUGGUGGGCGGGGCUAACGACAAAAACUCAAGCUCGGACGAGGAGAAAGGAGGAGCAGCAGGCGAGACGGAUGGAUCGGGGGGAGGUGGAGGAGGAGCAGGAGGUGGUCGGACUGGUGAGGAGUCAGCGAGCGAAGGAUCGAUAGAAGGCAUUACCGUGAAGAGAUGGGUGAUGCACGGGGCCGUGAUGUUCGGCCGGGAGUUCUGCUACGCCAUGGAGACGGCGCUGGUGACGCCCGUACUGCUGCAGAUAGGUCUUCCAGAGCAGUACUACAGUCUGACGUGGUUCCUCAGUCCGGUCCUCGGCCUCAUGUUCACUCCUCUGAUCGGCUCGGCCAGCGACCGCUGCACUCUGCGAUGGGGCCGGAGGAGGCCGUUCAUCCUGGCUCUCUGUAUAGGAACGCUGAUAGGAGUGGCUCUGUUUCUGAAUGGAUCGUUGAUAGGUCUGUCGCUAGGUGACGAGCAGGGGAGACAACCGAUAGGUAUCGUUCUCACUGUGCUGGGAGUCGUGGUGUUGGACUUUUGUGCGGAUGCCACCGAGGGACCAAUCAGAGCGUACUUGCUAGAUGUGGCAGACACAGAGGAACAAGACAUGGCGCUCAAUAUCCACGCCGCCUCAGCGGGUCUUGGCGGCGCAGUCGGCUACGCUCUCGGAGGUUUAGACUGGACACACACCUUCCUCGGAGCAGCCUUCAAGUCUCAGGAGCAGAUCCUGUUCUUCUUCGCCGCCAUCCUCUUCUCCGUCUCUGUGGUGUUACAUCUCUUCAGCAUCGAGGAGCAGCAGUACUCGCCCCAACAUGACAGGCUGGACCAUGAGACUCCAGAUCCCAACAACCCACAGCCGUCGGCCAAUGGCAGGAACGGACUUCUCACUCCCAAGUUGGAAAUGAUUGGAGAGGAUGAAACGAUGGACAGCUACGACCUCUACGACCCCUAUGGAGAUGACCAGUCAGAGCGCGGCGAUAUGGACAUGGACUUUCUGGAGGUGGAGCUUGUGAGAAGUAAAAGUGACAGCGUUCUCGCCAUGGCUGACAGCACCCUCGACCACCUGGACCAUGACGCAAUGUUCCUGUGCCACAUAGAGCCGUCCAUCUUCGCCGACCGCCUCUCGCCCUAUCACGGCUCGCCACCUACCGCUUCUUCCCUCUUCAACCCCAGUCACAGCACCCCCCCUCCCCGGUUCGCCAACAUCAGACGCAGCAGCAGCACAGGCAGCCAGGACCUGCUCCGCCCCCAAAACAACAACCACCAAACACACGCUCCCGGCCCCAGAAUAUCCCGCCUCUCUGCUUUCUUGCAAGAAAUGGAAAACGAUGACGGACAGGAAGCGCUGCUUAACAACCAGCUCAACGAGCAGCGCACCCUGAACGGGCGGCUGUUAGCCAGUGUCACUAAUCCUGAUAGACUUAACAGUAACAGACUGAGCUCUAAAGGACAGGCCCACCGUGCUGGGAUGGUCAAAGCUGCCAGUACCGGAGCUCCCAUGAGGCAGUCACGUCAUCGUCACACCUUCUACCGCCAGCCAUCCUGCACCUUCUCCUACUACGGCCGAGUGGGCAGCCACCGUUACCGCUACCGCCGGGCCAACGCCGCUUUUCUCAUCAAGCCGUCUCGCAGCAUGAACGACCUGUACGAAGUGGAGGCCAGACACCGGAGGAGGAACAAACAGAGAAACAGAAACCGAAGUGGAAACACCAACUCUUCCAGUGGAGAUACAGAGAGCGAGGAGGGCGAGGUCGAGACCACUGUGCGGCUGCUGUGGCUCUCCAUGCUGAAGAUGCCUCCGGAGCUGCUUCGCCUGUGCGCCUGUCACCUGCUCACCUGGUUCUCCAUCAUCGCCGAGGCCGUCUUUUUCACCGAUUUCAUGGGACAAGUCAUCUACCACGGAGAUCCCACCGCUCCUGCUAACUCUACUUUGCUGGAUAACUAUCACAGGGGAGUUCAGAUGGGAUGUUGGGGGCUGGUUAUAUAUGCCAUGACUGCUGCGACAUGCUCAGCUCUUCUUCAGAAGUACCUUGACAACUUUGACCUGAGCAUUAAAAUCAUCUACAUCCUGGGGACACUUGGAUUCUCCAUAGGAACUGCUGUCAUGGCAAUCUUCCCUAACGUGUAUGUCUCCAUGGUGAUGAUCAGCAGCAUGGGCAUCAUCUCCAUGAGUAUCUCCUACUGUCCCUAUGCUCUGCUAGGACAGUAUCAUGAGAUGAAAGAGUACAUCCAGCACAGUCCUGGUAACUCCCGCAGAGGCUUUGGCAUCGACUGCGCUAUCUUAUCAUGCCAGGUGUACAUCAGUCAGAUCUUGGUGGCCUCAGCUCUGGGUGCGGUGGUGGAAGCUGUUGGCAGUGUCCGUGUCAUUCCCCUUGUGGCCUCUGGGGGCUCCCUCCUUGGAUUCUUCACUGCCUGCUUUUUGGUCAUUUACCCGUCUCACCACAACGGGGAGGGGGAGUCAGCCAAAGCUUCGGAGAAACGGGCCUUGACGAAGCUGGAAAAACCCAACAGCAAUGAAGCGGCUGUAACCGUGGUGAUAGAGAAACCCAGCUUCCUGAAACUCAACAAGGAGGGCAAAGCCACCACCACCACCACUUCCUCCCACACGGAGAAUGAGUCUGCGCUGUGAUCGGCGUGUUGCUGCAGGCACGACUAACUUCACUUUUAUCAUCAAUGCUGUUGGAAGAGACUUAAGGAUGUGCCAGGGUCCUCAUCGUGCUGGAGCUUGCAGACAUAAAGAAGAGAGAGGAGGGCAGCCGGUGCACUCUCUGUGUCUGCUUUUGCUUUUUCUGAUUCAGUAUAUCUUGAUUUGCUGCAGGAAACAACUUAAUCUGACGUGGGACCAGUGUCAUACCAGACCGACUUACCCUACAAAAUAAUCAUUCUGGUCCCAGCGCUGUUUCAGCCAUCACCGAAAUUCCUUCCACUUAACCCUCAUGGACAUUUGACUGAUCCGUCAGGGUCGUCCAGAAGUGAGUAAUUCACAGGUCAUGGUUUUAAGGAGAGGUCGCCUCUGUCUCUCAGGGCCUCUAGGAGGUGCUACUGAGAAGCCGCCUGGACAGGAAACUUCAGGGGAUUCACAUUCAUACAUGAAAAACCUUACCCGCACACGCACACACCUCUGAAUCUGAAUCGAAUGAACACAUGAAUAACGAACUCUGUUGAACAUUAGUCCUCGAAGCUGCAAUCAAUGACAAAAUAAAACAAAAAUGCUGAAAAUCGUUCUUCCUCGCUGUGGAAUCAGCUCGAUUGAGUCUUUGCUCCGUGAUGUGGACGCUGAUCAACGAGAGAGAGAGUGUGUGUGUGUGUGUGUGUGUGUCUGCUGACUUGGCGUCUCCAGAGGAGCCACAGUGUUCACCAAAAUAAACCUAACACACUCAGCUUUGCGGGACUUUUCCAGCGCUAUGCGACAGUAGCUUUAAGACUCUAAAGACUUUUGGAAGUGGCAUUUCUGAAACUAAGAGCCUGAAGCCUGGUUCCUGGGGGAAAUGAUUGAUCUUGAGCACCUGAAUUGAUUGGGAGUGUUUUGUUUUUGCCUUUCGUCACAUGGCAGAAGUGCAAAAAUCUUUGUCAAAGAUGACAAUAUUUAAGAGGCUCUGCUCUGAAGUAUCGAGCAUGAGUGUGAAGAUGCCUGUGUAUAGAGAGAGUUAAAAACAGUGAAACAGUAGAGAUGUUUAUUGACAGAAAUUCCAGGAAAGAAAGAGCAACAAUGCAAUAUGUGCAGCAUACAGGGCAUUACAAUCCAAAAUACAAUUUUCAUGAUUUAUUGAGGACCCAGAGAAAAUGAUGAUGUUGAUGAUGAUGCUUCUGUUUGUUUCGAAUAAUCAGACUAACCUGCAUGCUGCAUGUUAGAGGAGCGGAGAAGAGAUAAACCAAACAGCAGAGAAGAGAGACGUGGAUUUGUUCUUUCUCUCUCCUUUUUUUUUUUUUUUUCUGUUUAUUUAAAAAAAAAAAAAAAAUGCUGUUAACACCCUGUUUGUCAUUAACUGCACAUUAGCUGAGCCACUGGUGAAAAAAGUGAUGCAGCGUUCAGUUAGAAAAGCAUUGUUUGAAAUCCUCUCUGACACUUUCAGGGUGUUGGAUUUGUUUGUCUUAUGUUACCAGCAGGACGGAGCUUCCUGACACUCUUUUGUUCCAGUGGAUCCAGUGACUGUACCAGUAAUGACCAGUGUCUGGAGUGGGACACGGGCAUAUUAGAGCGGAUCCUGGUAAAUCUGAGAGAAAAGAAUUUAGGAAACAUCAGGUUUCUGGGGCCCAUGUGAUGUAAGAGAGAAAAACAAAAUAAAUCCCUCUAAUGGGCCAAAUAUAUAAUCAGAUAUAUAAUCAGUAGAGAGAAGCAGAAAAUAACAUUUUAGCUGCUAAUUACUUGUGUGUGUGUGUGGCAUGAACUGAUAUUCAACAGAGGAGAGAAGGAUUAGAGGCGGACUGGAGAAAUGUUUGCAUUUAAAAAAAAAAAAAAAAAGUUCGACAUCUUAUGACGUGCUUAUUGUUGUUGAGAGUUAGAUGAGAGGAUACGUACCACUCUCAUGUCUGCACGGUAAAUAUGAAGCUACACUGAGCAGCUGGUUAAUUUAGCUUACUCUGACCAAUGGUAACAAAGUCUGCCUACAAACCUAUUAUGUUUUUUGUGCAGAUUAAAUGAAAUAUAAUUACGUGUUAAUUAAAGGGUUGUACAGGUGCUGGUAGGUGGAUUUUGUUACCUUUGGACAGAGCCAGGCUCACUGUUAUUCCCUGCUCUCGGUCUUUAUGCUAAGCUAAGCUAGUCAGCUGCUGGUUUUACCUGCAUAUUUAUUGUAGUCAUGAGACAUGAGAGCGAUAUCAAUCUUCUCAUCUAACUGUGCUCAAGAAAAAAAAAUGAGUGUAUUUCCCAAAAUCCUAAACUUCUGCUUUAAAUGUUUGAACUUAAGCAAGAUUUGAAUUUUCACUAAUUUUGAAAUGUAUGUCUUAACUUUUCACACCAAGAAUAAUUUACCAAAUUUUCCCUUAAUGAGAAAUCAUUAUUUACUCCUAACAGCUUUAGUUAGCUCCAAUUAAGAUGGUUCAGAUCCGUUUUGCAGCCCUAACUCCAAUUUAACAAAACAGCAAUGGGGCUUUUGCAAGAUGGCUGCAUCAGCUGUUUAAUGAGGGCGUAGUGGUGGAUGAGGAAGUAAAACUGCCGAGCGUAGCUUUACGCCGACCAGAGGGGAUAAAUGCAAGUUAUGUAAAACUAAUCUCUUAAUAGUACUUAUUGAUAUUGAACGUAGACCGAUGAGGUUAAAUAAUCGUAAUCUUUGGAAUGUUUCCUUAGCCGAGGAUGCUGGACGUGUAAAAACAAACUUGAAGUUAGAAGGGCAAAGUUGAAGAUUUUAUUGUUGUUUGUUUUCUGACAAAUCAGAUCGUUUGUUGCAAUAACGGCCUCUGUUAAUCAGCUGGGUUGGAGGACUGUGAGAGGUUUGCGCGGGCAGAGCAGGGUUGUUUGUUCCAGGUGUUUAUCCUGCCGUCUGUCAGGGUGAAAGGCCGUGGAUUUGGGUCAGUUUUCCUUUCAGCUCAAUCAGCUGAAACAUGCAAAUUGAAAGGAAUCGAAAUGGAAAAUUGCAGUGGGUUCAUUUAAGAAUAAAAGAGCGUAUUAAAGAAUUUAGUGCAGCAGCUUAUCUUAAUUUUUGGGGUUUUUAGAGGAGAAUUUACUCACUGAUGUUGUGGUUGUUGUUUUUUUCCACUUGGGUGGGUGUUGUUGCAGAGUUUAACCCUGUGUUUAACAAAUUUGAUUCCUUCCAUAAUUUCAGGUACAUUCAGUCAGUCCCAGAGCAGAGCAGAGAGGAGGAGUAUUUUGCUUCCUGGGUUGACCCUGCUCUGGUUGUGGUGCUGGGACGAAAAAAACAUAAAAGCAGGGAUGGGACGAUGACAAAAGACGAGGAGGUACAGGUGCCAGAGUUUUGCACGGCUUCUGUAACCACUAGGGCAAUAAAAUAUUCUGGAUAAAAAAUGGACACACAACUUCAGUUUAAGGACAAACAUGAAGAUUUAAAAAACAAACUUUGGGUUUGGGAGGUUUGCAUGCGAUACUGCAUGUGUGGAACACCAAAGUAAGACUCUGUACAAAUCACUCCAAGCUCUUUUCUUUAUUGUCCUAAUAGGUCAGGGAUGUAUUUUCUAAUGCAUGGCUGGAUGUUUGUGUCUUUUUAUUUGAACUUAAAUGUGUUUAAAGAAAAAACAAAAAAAACCUACAUGUACUCUUUAAGCUGAAGCAUUGUGCUCGGUCUGGGUCAGUACACUCUUAACAAGCAUGUGACUUCUUACAUUUUUGCACAUAAAUGAGUAAAGUGUCAGACAGCGCUCAUCUUGUCGCUUUUCAGCACAACACACACGUGGACGGAAGGUGUUGAAAUGUGUAAAAAGACGAGAUGUGUGUCGUCUCAGGCAACACUACUUGUUAAAAGUGUAGGUGUAAAACUCCAAGCCGUGAAUACUUGAAGUGCAACAUGAGUGUUUUUGUUCCAAUGCAGUGGAAAGUCUUUGAUUUUUAAAAAUUUGUUUUAGGGAGGAGAGGUUGUUGUUUUUAAUGUCCCAAGCCUUUUUACCGUUGACUCUGGAAUGUGCAGACAGCUCGGCCGCUCGCUUGGCCUGCUGGGAGAUUGAGUUCUUUUCUUUGAUUCCAUCUGGUGACUUAAAUGUUUGAAAAAAAAAAAAGUAAAUGAAUGUGAGUUGAUUUCAGCCGAAAUCGUUUUUGUUUUGAUCGACAAAGCCAGGGAGGGGGGGGGUCUGACAUUGCACAGAACUUGCACAUAAUAAGUUAAAAAGAAAAUACAAAAACAGUACAAUUGUGUUACAGAAGAAAGAAAAAAAAUAACUGUGGAUAUUUAUUUUUUGAGUUUUCUUAUCUAUAAACGACACUUUUCACCUAGUUUCCAAAAGAGUAAAUUAAAGUUAUUCUAUUUGCUCUAUUUGCGGGAGAUGUUACAGAAACGGACUGGAUUCUGUGUGUUUGUUUGUUUGUGUGUGUGUGUGUGUGUGUGUGAGCAGUCGUCUCACAGCUGUUCACAUUUAAAGCAAAAGGCAAGAGUGUGUUAAAAAAUGUCAUCUCAGUGUUUGUAUUUUGGUUCUUGUUCUCUGUUCUUUGCAAUCACUUGGUUUACACUUAACUCUGGAGUCGAUGGCUGUAAUACCGGAGGUUAUUUACGAGUCUUUUUGUCUCUGUUCUGGUGUUUUAACUCAACUAGAAAAUGUCUUUUUUUUUUUUUUGUAUCUGUUCUUUGACUUUAAGGCAGGGUCACACACAAUAGUUUGGGCUUUUGCACUUUUUCAGUGGCAGCCAUGUUGGCUCCACCGUCCUGAUCACUGAAUGAAUGUGUCGACGUGGUGAUGCUGUGUCAUACUUCCAGCCAGCAGCUGUCUGUGGCAGCAGCGUGGCGGCCAUGCAGUUAGUCCAACCUGUCCAAACUGUGUGUGUGUGUGUGUGGCUCUGCCUCUAGUAAACUGUGUGUGAAUGAUGGAGGAGAGAGAUGCCUAUAUACUUUGAUCUUCACAGAGAUUAAAUCAAGAAAAAUGCUUAAAGAAUGGGAAAGCAAGUAUGUGCAGUGUACUAUAUAUGAUAUGCCUUGUUAUUUGAAAAAAAAGUGUAAAUAUACAUAUUUCUCUUUUAGUUUCUUCUUUUUUGCUGCUAUAAAAAAGAUGAUUAUUUUUGUUAGUAGUUUUGUUUUCUAUAUAAAGACUGUAUAUAUCUCUGUGUUCUGUAAAUAUGCUUGAGCCUUCAUAUGUAGGACUCUGGAUGAACACUGUAUGGAACGCACCUUUAAAAUCUGUUCAGAACUAAA